UUUAAGCAAGCCGAAAAGCGUUACGCAGAAAUAACUUGAAUUACGCGCAACAUAACGCAAUACCUACAUUUCACCGCUUGACCCAGAUAAGGCAGCUCGGGCGUCGAAGUUGGGCAUUGCAUUUUAGGUAGCAUACAAUGCAGUUUGUGCAGAAACGCCGGAGCAGUGAGCACAACAUGGGAAAGAAGCAGAAUACCAAACCUAAGAAGGAUUCACAGGAUGCACAGGACGAACCUGAAGAGUUUGUUGUGGAAAAAGUGCUGGACCAACGUCUUGUAAAUGGGAAAGUAGAGUUCUUCUUGAAGUGGAAAGGAUUUACAGAUGCUGACAAUACUUGGGAGCCAGAGGAGAACCUGGAUUGCCCGGAGUUGAUCUCAGCGUUUCUGGAAGCACAGAAGGAAGUAAAGGAGAAACCGGCUCCUGUGAAGAGGAAGGCGUCAACAGACGAGCCUGAAACCGCAGCCAAAAAGAAAGAUGUGGCUGAGAAACCACGAGGAUUUGCAAGGAACCUCGAACCAGAAAGGAUAAUCGGUGCAACAGACAGCAGCGGGGAAUUGAUGUUCUUGAUGAAAUGGAAAGAUUCAGAUGAAGCAGACUUGGUUCCGGCCCGCGAGGCCAACACGCGCUGCCCACAGGUGGUCAUUACCUUCUACGAGGAAAGACUGACAUGGCACUCCUGUCCAGAGGAUGAAGCUCAGUAGUCCUUCCCUCUGGUCUCUGUAGUCCCUUGCACUACCUGCGCCCUUUUCCUCAGGACUGAAUUUUCUCCUCUGGCUUGCCUUAGUUUUAGCUGUUAGUUAUUUUUACAAGAUGUUCCAACACUCUUUGUGUGACAGUCAAGGAGAGCUAUGUCGUUCAUAAUAAGCUGAAUUGAUUGUGUGAGAGCUGAUAAAGGUGUUGUUAUGUAUAAUAAAUUUGAGUCUUCCAUUA
Molecule: messenger RNA, 930 nt
Organism: Scomber scombrus (Atlantic mackerel)
Lineage: Eukaryota; Metazoa; Chordata; Actinopteri; Scombriformes; Scombridae
Product: chromobox protein homolog 3-like
Exons: 5
Coding region: 138-701 (187 amino acids)
Biological process (GO): chromatin organization; negative regulation of transcription by RNA polymerase II
Cellular component (GO): nucleus; pericentric heterochromatin
Molecular function (GO): chromatin binding
Source: RefSeq, a predicted model, not a curated record